AAGCCCUAUAAAUAAUCCAAGGACUGUAUUUUUCCUCCAGAUUUCUCUUCAGACCUCAAAGGAAAAACUAUCAGGCAGAGGAAGGCAGAGAGGGAGAAGGGAAAGUGAGGAGGAGAGAGAGAGAAAGAGGAAAGAUGGCUAGUGAGUUUAAAAAGAAAAUGUUCUGGAGGGCAGUGGUGGCUGAGUUCCUUGCCAUGAGCCUCUUUAUUUUUAUCAGCAUUGGCUCGGCUCUGGGCUUCAGCUUCCCCGUGGUGGGCAACAAAACAUCCACGAGGUCCCAGGACAACGUGAAGGUCUCGCUGGCUUUUGGGUUAUCCAUUGCUACCAUGGCCCAGAGCGUGGGCCACAUCAGCGGGGCCCACCUGAACCCGGCUGUGACCCUGGGGCUGCUGCUCAGCUGCCAGAUCAGCAUCUUCAAGGCGCUCAUGUACAUCCUUGCCCAGUGCCUGGGGGCAGUGGUGGCCACGGCAAUUCUGUCAGGAGUCACCUCCUCUCUCCCAAACAACCUCCUGGGGCUCAAUGCGCUUUCAGAGGGAAUCAAUGCAGGCCAAGGACUGGGGAUCGAAAUCAUUGCCACCUUCCAGCUGGUGUUGUGUGUCCUGGCCACCACGGACCGGAGAAGGAACGAUGUCUCGGGAUCAGCACCCUUGGCCAUCGGUCUCUCUGUUGCCUUGGGGCAUCUGCUUGCUAUCGACUACACCGGUUGUGGAAUUAACCCGGCCAGGUCCUUUGGCUCGGCACUGAUCGCCAACAACUUUGAAAACCACUGGAUCUUCUGGGUUGGCCCAAUCAUUGGAGGAGCAAGUGCUGCCCUGAUCUACGACUUCAUCCUGGCUCCCAGGACCAGCGACCUGACCGACCGCAUGAAGGUGUGGACCAGCGGCCAGGUGGAAGAGUAUGACCUGGAAGGAGAUGACAUGAACUCCCGUGUGGAAAUGAAGCCCAAAUAAAGGAGGACAAGGAAGGGGGGAAAAAAAAAAGAAAAAAAAAAAAAAAAAAAAAGAAAAAAAAGCAGCACAUUGGUUUCCGGAGAUUUUAUCAGUGUUAUAGACUCUUUGUAAACCAGCAAGCAGUACUUUGGUUUUUUUAAUUCAAUAUGGUUUUCCCUCUUAUGCCCCCAAUCCUAAUAAUAUUAUUUUUUUUAUAUAUCUGUGGUUUUCCAAUUAUAGAGUCUUUGGCCAAGAAGUCAUUUUUAGACACCUCUGCAUGAGCUAAAUAAAUUGGGCUGAAAUGUAACCCCUCCCUUGCUAGCACCAAAUCUUCUGGUGUAUUUAGCAUGGGCAGUUCUCCCACCACAUCACUCAGUAAUGAUAAGUAGUCCAAAUGACCAGUCUGUUUGCUGAAAGAAUAGAUAUUGAGGACAGAGAACCAUCAUAAUGUGGGACUUACAUCUGAAAAAAAAGCAUUUAUAAAAAAAUGCGAGGCUGGUAUCUAAUGCCAGCAAUGCAUGGGAAAAUCUAUCUCAAAUCAUUGUCCAAAAGUCUCUUUUGGAAUGAAAGGCCACUAAAAAUUACUUGUUAUGUAGAAUUAACCGUAAUUUUGUAAAUGCUUGAUCUUCUCUGAGAAAAGUUUAGCAGGGUAAAAAUCUCCAGAGUCCCGGGAUCCUUUAGACUUUCCAAUGUUUUCAUUCUCCCUAAACCUGCAUCCAGCUCAUGGUGAGGGGACAGAAUAUGGGACAAAAA
Molecule: messenger RNA, 1682 nt
Organism: Chiroxiphia lanceolata (lance-tailed manakin)
Lineage: Eukaryota; Metazoa; Chordata; Aves; Passeriformes; Pipridae
Gene: AQP1
Product: aquaporin 1 (Colton blood group)
Exons: 4
Coding region: 135-950 (271 amino acids)
Biological process (GO): renal water transport; carbon dioxide transmembrane transport; hyperosmotic response
Cellular component (GO): membrane
Molecular function (GO): water channel activity; ammonium channel activity; carbon dioxide transmembrane transporter activity
Source: RefSeq, a predicted model, not a curated record